AUGACGUCCACGGUGCCAUGGGACCGGAUUAGAACGUGCAAGGUCGCAAUACGUGGACCUCCUGAACUGAACGUCUCAUCACCAGUGAUGAAUAAACGGUUUCUUGCGCAAAGGCUACACAUAGUCCACUCACUCCAAGCUCUGUUAUUUCAACUGCAAACACUUUCAUUUAUUAUUUCUCCUUCGAUUUGGGUUUAUUUUCUUAGAGUUGUUAUCCAGGCCCACUGCUCCAGACCAAAAGAAAUAUUUUUCAAUGCACCAUUGCCAUACUUAUACUGGCUAAUGUUGGUCACAAAUGCACCAAUUUUCUGGAGUCAUUUGAGACGCGGGCCAUCUGAGGGCCGUACUAUUGUCCUGGACUUUGUUGGCAUGGAAACUGCCCCACCAGCAUAUCUUCCAUCCAAACUUCAACUAUUCUUGCUUGACUUGGUCAUAAUAUCUAUUCAGACUGUACUUCUCACCGUCGUAUUCGAAACCUCGGUCUACCGUGAUUCAUCAGACCUCGAAGCACCUGAUCUACUUUUGCCCGAGGACGUGCCAUCAUUAUCAAUCCCCCUUUUCCAGUCGCCGGCAAAUAACCGACCGUCCACCACACCCUUGACAGUUUCUCCCAAGUUGCCAUCAGAAUCUGGCACGGCUCAUGGACGUGAUUUACCGUUAAUACUAGACAUCCGGUUCAGUUUCCUCCUUAACCAGCUUAGCCAACCAAAUCUUGGGCUAUCAAUCUCGCCUCAUCCAGAUACUAAUAAGAUUGGGCUCAUCAGAAACCAGCACCCUUACGUAAUCAAUGGGCUUGGCGCCAAGAGCGGCCAAAAUCCAGCUCGAAAAAAAAAUCAAAAGUUAUGUUGA
This is a messenger RNA of Psilocybe cubensis, 849 nucleotides long. RefSeq lists its product as uncharacterized. Lineage: Eukaryota; Fungi; Basidiomycota; Agaricomycetes; Agaricales; Agrocybaceae. The transcript is spliced from 6 exons. The record is from RefSeq and is a predicted model, not a curated record. Bases 1 to 849 code for a protein of 282 amino acids.